This is a messenger RNA of Melanotaenia boesemani (Boeseman's rainbowfish), 1835 nucleotides long. RefSeq names its product gamma-enolase. Gene Ontology annotation, cellular component: phosphopyruvate hydratase complex. The record is from RefSeq and is a predicted model, not a curated record. The transcript has 13 exons. Gene Ontology annotation, biological process: glycolytic process. Bases 138 to 1442 code for a protein of 434 amino acids. NCBI's taxonomy places the organism in Eukaryota, Metazoa, Chordata, Actinopteri, Atheriniformes, Melanotaeniidae. Gene Ontology annotation, molecular function: magnesium ion binding; phosphopyruvate hydratase activity.
CCUUCUCCUCAUACCCUGUUCACUGUCUUCUAACUGUCUCAUCUCUUCAUUGGUCCAUAUUCUCAGUCACUGACUGAGACAGCACAGAAAUUGAACUGGCUUGUGGUCUGGAACAGGUUGACAGAUUUUUAAAUAGGAUGUCUAUAAUAAAUAUUGUUGCCCGGGAGAUCCUGGACUCCAGGGGAAACCCUACUGUGGAAGUAGAUCUGCAUACAGGCAAAGGUCUGUUCAGGGCAGCUGUGCCCAGUGGUGCUUCGACUGGCAUCUACGAGGCUCUGGAGCUUCGAGAUGGAGAUAAAACUCGCUACAAGGGCAAAGGUGUGACCAAGGCUGUUGCUCACAUCAAUGAUACCCUGGCACCUGCUCUCAUCCAGUCUGGAAUCAGUGUGCUAGAGCAAGAAAAAGUGGACAACAUGAUGAUUGAAAUGGACGGCACUGAAAACAAAUCCAAGUUUGGGGCCAAUUCUAUUCUUGGAGUGUCACUGGCCGUAUGCAAAGCUGGCGCAGCAGAAAAAGGUGUCCCCCUUUACCGUCACAUUGCUGAUCUGGCAGGAAACAGAGAGCUGGUCCUUCCAGUUCCUGCUUUCAAUGUGAUCAAUGGAGGCUCUCAUGCUGGUAACAGAUUGGCCAUGCAGGAAUUCAUGGUUCUUCCUGUGGGUGCAGAGUCUUUCCGUGAUGCUCUGCGUGUGGGGGCGGAGCUCUACCAGACACUGAGAAGUGUCAUCAAGGAGAAGUAUGGUCAGGAUGCUACAAAUGUGGGAGAUGAAGGAGGGUUUGCCCCUAAUAUACAGGAAAAUAGUGAAGCCCUUGAGCUGAUCAAGACAGCCAUAGAGAAAGCAGGCUUCACAGACAAAGUGGUGAUAGGAAUGGAUGUGGCUGCCUCGGAGUUUUUCAGUGAGGGCAAAUAUGAUUUGGACUUUAAAUCUCCACCUAAUGCUGCCCGCAACAUCAGCGCUGAGGAGCUGGCCAGCAUCUACCAGGGCUUCAUUAGCAACUACCCAGUGGUGUCUGUAGAAGAUCCAUUUGACCAGGAUGACUGGCCUGCUUGGUCACAGUUCACAGCCUCAGUGGGCAUCCAGGUGGUCGGAGAUGACCUAACGGUCACAAACCCACGCAGGAUCCAACGAGCUGUGGAGGAAAAGGCCUGCAACUGUCUGCUCCUCAAAGUCAACCAGAUUGGAUCUGUUACAGAGGCCAUUAAAGCAUGUAAACUGGCCCAGGAGAAUGGCUGGGGUGUGAUGGUGAGCCACCGCUCAGGGGAAACAGAGGACACUUUUAUAGCUGACCUGGUGGUUGGUCUUUGCACUGGACAGAUAAAGACUGGAGCUCCUUGUCGAUCUGAACGUUUGGCCAAGUAUAAUCAGCUCAUGAGGAUUGAGGAGGAGUUAGGUGACCAGGCCCGCUUUGCUGGGCACAACUUCCGCAACCCCAGUGCCCUCUGAGUGUUAAUGUCAUUAACAGUGGUGCAUAAAAAAGCACACAUAUAAAUUGUUAAAUUUCGCUAAACAAGUAGAAGAUUUUAAUGAUUUUCUCAUCUCACUGAAUUGCAAAACACAUAAAACACACAUAGAUAAGUCUUAAAGUAAAUAAAACACACAGAUAAUACAUUGUAGCUGCAACAUAUUGAUCUAACACCUCAGUAAGUAAAGUCACACUUCUCCUGGUGGGAUUGUUUGUAUCUUUCUCUUUCUUGAUCCCUUUGACGGUCUCGUUUUCACUCAGUGUGGAAGUGUUUUAACUUUUGUGCUGUUGUUUUGUCUGCUUCCUGUUAAUACAAAAUUGUAUCUGUUAUUUUCUUGGAGGUUAAGCUCAAUAAAGAGAUGGAUAUAUCUCAA